Messenger RNA from Coregonus sp. 'balchen', 4644 nucleotides. The record is from the annotation of a GenBank genome assembly. NCBI's taxonomy places the organism in Eukaryota, Metazoa, Chordata, Actinopteri, Salmoniformes, Salmonidae.
CAUGCCAUAGACGCUGUUAGUGCAGGCGUCAGUCCGAUCGGAGACACAUCUUACAACUCCAGUCACUGGGACCUGGGAAGUGCCUUCUUCUUCGCUGGGACCGUGAUCACAACAAUAGGUAACCCCCACCACCAACCUAUUAACUCAUGACUCACUCCUCUGAUUAACUGAGUAGAAUAAAGCAAUGUCACUGGUCUACUUUGACGUGUAGGCUAUGAGGUAACCUACAGGUGCUGUGUCUCAACGUUACACAACUGUAAUGUAAUGUGUGCUAUUUAUCAUAGCUAGCAGGGAAAUCGAUAAAAGAAAGACUGGAAAAAUAAAGCAUGAUUCACAGGAUGUACUUCAUGCUAAUGUGUGUGUGUGCGUGUUUACUGUUCAAGUCUCACAGCGUGGGGCUCCCGAGUGACGCAGCAGUCUAAGGCACUGUAUCGCAAUGCUAGAGGCGUUACUACAGACCCUGGUACGAUCUGGGGCUGUAUCACAACCGGCCGUGAUCGGGAGUCCCAUACGGCAGCGCACAAUUGGCCCAGCAUCAUCCGGGUUAGGGGAGGGUUUGGCCAGGGAGGCUUUAUUUGGCACAUUGCGCUCUAGCGACUCCUUGUGGCGGGCCGGGCGUCUGCAGGCUGACCUCGGUCAUCAGGUGAACAGUGUUUCCUCCGACACAUUGGUGCGGCUGGCUUCCGGGUUAAGUGGGCGGGUGUUAAGAAGCGAGGUUUGGCGGGUCAUGUUUUGAAGGACACAUGACUAGAUCUUCGCCUCCCCAGCCUGUUGGGGAGUUUCAGCGAUGAGACGAUCGAAAUUGGGGAGAAAAAUAAAAUAAACAAAUUAUAAUAAUAAAGUCUCACAGCGUGUCUUCACAGUACAUCAUUUACUGAUGAUAAUAGCUUUCUAUUGGGAGGUGGGAAGGAACAGUGUCACUAGGGUGUGUUUUUAGCAGAACAUAUGAAUACCAUUUAAUCUGUUUACACAAUUACACUGCUUCUCUCACUGUGGAUAGGGACACACAUCCCACCGUGCUGGUUCAGAUUAAGCUGUGCCCUAGUCAUCCCCGCCCUGUUCAAUCUCUCCAUUCACUGCAAGUUGUAAUUAAUGUCAUGUUUCUCUGAGUCCAACCUGAUUAUUUCCUCUCUUGCUGCUUAUUUACCUCUAACCUCCAACUCCUGGAAUAUAACACAUGCCUUACAUAACAAAACACCACUGUGACAGGUUAUGGGAACAUAGCGCCCAGCACAGAGGGAGGGAAGAUCUUCUGCAUCCUGUACGCCUUAUUUGGCAUCCCGUUGUUUGGGUUCCUCCUGGCUGGCAUCGGAGACCAACUGGGGACCAUAUUUGUCAAGAGCAUCUUGAGGGUGGAGAAGAUAUACAAGGUAAGUUGGAUUUCUUGAGAAUUUGGGAUUGUGUACAUGGGAUGUACUGGAACUGCAUAUGAGCACAUGAUGCUUUAAGAGGUGUUUCAAGUUAACUAUAAGAAACUUUCGAUCAGACUGUUAUGAAUUGAUUUAGACACACCAUGUUUGAUGACUUAUUUGGUGAAGAAAAGGGUAUUUGAAAAUGAGUAUUUGGCGCCUGCUAUGUAACUGAGCAGUAACUAUAAUAGCACCUAUAAUAACAUAAAAUGUUCCAUUGACUCUAAAGAGGCAAUAUGCUUCCCACAGUGAAAACCAAGCAUGUUACCUCCACCCCAUAAUGACCCUAUUCACUGUAAACGGCACGAUGCCUUUGAUACAGUAUCCCUGUAAAGGCUAUAGGUCUGUUGUCCAGGUAUUAGGCCAGGCUCAGUGAAUGGAUUUGAACUAUUGUUCCCCCUCCAAGGAGUCAACACAUGAGUCAGGCUAGCUGAGGCUGAGAUUAUGAUGUGCUCUUUGUAGUGAGGGCAGAGGUGUUUGAUGGAGUGUGGAGGCAGAGAAGGUAGAGGGCCAGGACCUGAUUGAGAUUCUGUGAGCAGGUUGUAUGUAUCAAGUGUCUCAGAGUAGGAGUACUGAUCCCUGUCCAUAUAAUCAUAUUUAUUGUGAUCUAAAAGCUCAAACUGAUCCUAAAUCAGCACUCCUACUCUGAGAUGCUUGAUACAUACGGCCACUGGUCAGACAGGAGAUAAGCACAGAGCUGAGCCCCUCUUCACUACUGAAAGCCCCAGGGGGGUUGAGUUUCUGUGACAAAGGGGGAACUUGGGAAUUAGGCUUUUCCUACUGGAUCAAUGGAGGGUGGUUUUGGAAGCUUUUCCUUUUGGUCUCUGGAGUGGUUUAGCUAAUGGGUAUAUUGAUGCAUAGGGCCAUUGACUAAACUAAUUAUCUUCAAGCCUACUGUGUCUUUCAGCUAGAAAUGUAGUGAUUGUAUUUAGUAAACAGUUUAUCUUUUGAGUUCUUGUUGACUUACCGUUCACCUCUGACCAAUGUCAUUUUUGUCAAGCAAAAACAGAAACAGAUAAGCCAGACCAAAAUCAGAGUCACCUCCACCAUACUCUUCAUCCUGGCCGGGUGCAUAGUCUUCGUCAGCAUCCCGGCGGUCAUUUUCAAACACAUCGAGGGAUGGACGACUCUGGAUGCCAUCUACUUUGUCGUCAUCACGCUAACGACGAUUGGCAUUGGGGACUAUGUGGCAGGUAUGAUAGUGUUGUAACAGGUUUAUGUACUGUGUCUUUAGAUAAACAUUUGUUUAGUCUUCCGUUGCUACUCACCAUUUUCAGCUCUCCUACUCACUUCUCUUCUCUUACAUUUGCAUUCAAUCCACGUAAAGUGAAAUUCGAUUAUCUCUAUGAAAUUAGCUAAUGGAGUCUCCAACAACCCAAGGUGUAAUGUACUUGUGUUUUGUUGUGUCUGCAUUGCAUUGAUAAUCCCUUGAAUAAUGAUGCUAUAAUUGACUGCCGGUAAUUAUAAUUGAGACAAUUUUAUCUAGAGGAAUAUUAGAGCAAGACUAAUCCAAAAUAAUUCAGAACCCAAUUACAAACUGUGUGUUUGUCAAACUGAACCUUUCUGCCUCCCUGGUCCUAUUAAUCUGGCUUUAUUGUUGACAAUAAUUUGGCAGUAGCAGGCAUCUAUGUAUAUACGUAGAUAAUCCAGUAUUUGGCAUCCAAUGUAACAACUCUUCCGCUGUUGUCCCAGGUGGGGAUCGGAAGAUCGAGUACAUGAAGUGGUACAAGCCCCUGGUCUGGUUCUGGAUCCUGGUGGGCCUGGCCUACUUCGCUGCGGUCCUGAGCAUGAUCGGAGACUGGCUCAGAGUGCUUUCCAAAAAGACCAAAGAGGAGGUGGGUACUGCUCAUUCAAUUACAGUGCCUGUCAUUACAUUAUCUAAAGCAGUGGAAACUAAAAGGUCACUCUUUCCCUCCCCCGCCUUCCUUCCAUGUCUGUUUUGUUAUUAUGCCUCGUUGAUGCCCCUGAGACAGACAGACAGACAGACAGACAGACAGACAGACAGACAGACAGACAGACAGACAGACAGACAGACAGACAGACAGACAGACAGACAGACAGCUGUGUAAGAGAAGUGGUUAGAGAUCCAGUCAUUACCCACUGGGCACAGACGUCAGUUCAACGUCUAGUUUUGAUUAACAUUUGGUUGAGUUGUCAACUAACGUGAAUUCAACCAAAAAUUUCACCAUGUCAUUGGAUUUAGGUUAAAAGUUGUGAAAAAAAUAUGAAAUUCCCUUACGUUGAUUUACUUUAUUCAAAUACAAUCAGUUUUCCAUGUUGAUUCAACGUCACAUACAUUUUUUGUUGCUGAAGUGACGUGAAAACAACGUUGAUUCAACCAGUUUUUGCCCGGUGGGCUGAUGAGUGAAUAGUGAGCUUACUGAGCUAUUGAUCUGUACAUACAGUAUGGAUGGAUACUGUGAUUACUUUCUAUGGAAGGAGCCUUGCUUUUGUCUGAGGGGGAAUUUGUAGAAGAUCCAACCAAUUAGAUUUCCAAAGCACCCCCUCCACCCUCCUGCGUCAUGACUCUAUCUCCAUCUUUGUGUGAUUGCAGGUGGGGGAGUUCAAGGUCCACGCCGCUGAGUGGAAGACCAACAUGCGAGCCGAAUUCCGGGAGACGCGUCGGCGGCUGAGUGUGGAGAUCCACGACAAGUUGCAGCGGGCUGCCACCAUCCACAGCAUGGAGCGCAGGCAACUGGGCCUGGAGCAGAGGACCCACUCCCUGGACAUGCUCUCCCCAGAGAAGAGGGCCGUGUUUGCCAGCCUGGACCAGGGCCGUUUCAAGACCUCCUCCCAGGAGAGCAUCGACACCAAGCUGAGUAACUUGAGGUUGAGAGGGGCAGGGGAGCUUUGUUAUGAGCAGCGGAGAGGCAGCGAGCAGACCCAGCAGGCCUCAUCGGAGGACGAUAACCUCUUCAACCUACGCUUCCGCUCCCUCACCAAGCUAACCAAGAGACACAAGAACCGUGACCUGAAGAGUAACAUUCCCGACGAUAUGCGGAGGGCCUGCGAGGCGAUGGAGAGGAGGGAGGAGAACGUGGAGGAGGUGAAGGAGGAGGAAGGGAGCGAGAGGAAAGAGGGCAACACCAGCUUGACAAAUUUGGAAUAUGCAGACGAGCACAUUAAACUAAAUGGUUUUGUACUGGCUCUGGCCAAAGAGAGGGAGGACGAUAGAAUGUUGGAAGGAAGAGAGCUUCAGCCCCAGCUAGAAUGUGCAGAUACAGAGAGAGAGUGA